CAGAUGAGAAGGGGUUAUUGUCCUGGCCCCCUCCCCUCCUGACACUACACUGGAGGAGUUGCAUCCAUUUGCAGAGCAGCCCGCGUUGGCUAUCACCAGGGAAAGCUCUGAUACACGGGACUUUAAAUCACCUCCUCCAGCAGCCGCUGCCGCCGCCUGCAGAUCACAGCUGAGACAGCGCAGAUCACUAUCCCCCCGGCUCCAACUCCCCAGCUCCCUGUCCUCUCUCCCCUCUGUCCCUCCGUCCGCCUCGUGUUUAUCUAGAAGUGACUUCAUCGCACUCUGAGCCGCGGCUGUGUGCUGACACUGAUCCCGGGCAGCCGUAUGGCACAUCGGGGAACUGGAUGCACAACUUGCCCUUGAGUUACAUUAUAUACAGUAGUAGGUGGUGAGGCUGACGUGCAGCGGAGGAAUAGAUGGGGAUCUGAGAGCAGCUGCGUCCCUGUGUGUGUGCGGGGAAGGAGGAUGCACAUGCAGUAACAUCACACCUGUCUUAUCUAUGGACGCGAUCACCGUAUGGGCACCCCGGACACAUGGACCUGUGCUCGCCUGAUCUCUCCUGCGCGCCGCCGGUCACACUGCUGAAUGGUCCCCGCUCUCCGAGCUCCGGGCAGUGAGAGUGCAGGGAGGCUGGGUGCCCUGACGCUGAGUGCUGCUGCUGUACCAACACCUGGGAGCUCCGCGCACCUGCUCCUAUAUGUGACCCCCCGGCUGUGAUACUUUUGGCCUGUGCCAGUCUGCACUCCGAUUCCGAACGGCAGGACUCUGACUGCCCGCUGCCCGCACUGGUGAGGGUUCUGGCACUGAUCACAGUUGUUGCACUGGAGGCUCACCCUCGGAUGUCAGAGCUGCAGCUUGGUACUUUAUUGCCUGGUCCUUCCGUGGUUGCUCCUAGACUAGUCGCUACCUGUGGAAGGCCCCCUGCCCACUUCUGCCCAUGAUGCCCCUAAGUGCCUUCUCCGGCACCCGCUCCCUGAGCCCUGCCGCUAUAUCCCGCAGCCUGUCCCGCCUCCGGGAGUACCGCACCCGCUCCCGGAUCAUGCUGUCCCUCGGAGUCUCCCAGAUGGUGCUCGGAUGUCUGAUCGUGGCUGUCAGCUUCGCCGCCCUGGCUCUCACCACCUCUGCCAGGGUCAGACACUCAUGCCCCUUCUGGGCAGGCUUCUCGGUGCUCUUGUCAGGAUUGAUUGGUGUUGUCGCUUGGAAACGGCCCCUCUCACUUGUGAUAACCUUUUUUAUGCUGCUGUCUGCUGUGUGUGUCAUGCUCAACUUGGCAGGUUCCAUUCUGUCUUGUCAAAAUGCUCAACUAGUCAGUUCUCUUGAAGGCUGUCGACUGAUAAAUAUCAAUAGUGAUGGAGUUUGUGUUUGCUGUGAAAUGCAACAUCAAACAUCUGGCUGCAGUAACCCUGGUGAAACACUAAAACUCAAUCCAUUACAGGAGUGCAGCGCUGUGAGACUGACUCUGAAGGACUUGUUGUUCAGUGUGUGUGCUCUGAAUAUUAUCUCUACAAUUGUCUGUGCUUUGGCUACAGCGAUGUGCUGCAUGCAGAUGGUUUCUGCUGACGGUCUACAGCUGUUUUUACCGCAUAGAGGACACGCAACGAACAUGGACUGCAUGAUGGCCCAUGGAACGAUUCUUCAUCAGACAUUGGAUUUUGAUGAGUUUAUUCCUCCUAUUCCACCUCCCCCAUACUAUCCUCCUGAAUACACUUGUACACCUGUUAUGGAAGUGCAAAGAGGCCUUCACUUGGACUUCCCACACUCCCCCUUCAGUGCUUUGUAUGAGGUGUCCAUUAACAGCCCUGGCAUUUUAUACCCAUCUGAGCUGCCCCCACCAUAUGAAGCAGUGGUUGGCCACACUCCUGCAAGCCAGGGAACCAGUACGGACCAGCAGGCAACAGAAUCCAGCCUUGGUGACAGAAAUACCACAGCUGGCUUCAGUACACAAGUGUCUGUAGACAGCACCUCAAUUCUGGUAUCUGAAGUGGCUGACAUCCCAGCACAUAGCUGCUCCUCGGAGGACCUGUGUUCCCUGGAGGUCCAUGGCUCUUUACGUUCUGCAGACUUCUCUCCUUAUAGUACAAUACGCACAGCAGCCAUGGGGAGUAGCUGUGCCAGCUUAGAACAUAGUCUUCGCUGUGGCCUUCAUCUCACCAAUUCACAGUGUUCACCUGACGAUGAUGGUAGCAGAGCCUCCACAGACAGGUCUCAGUGGCAAGAUUGUGAGAACUACACUCAGUCCAGGUCAUUGGACUCUUCCACUGAGAACUUUAGCUCACAAGAAAGAGAGACUCAGCUUUCAGCCAAAGAAAAAAAAGUGUCUCAGUCUUUGAAACCUAUAAAAAUGUGCUGCGGUGUUUUUAGUCAGCCACCUGGACAAUGCCAGCCAUCACCCAGCUCAUUACCCGUAAAUCUAGCCCCUCACUCGGGGCGCCUGGAAAAGACAGUACAGCAACAUCAUACCAGGAAAUACCGGAUUGCCAGUAUAGUGCGUUCCACCAGUGACCCUGUUUCCUGCUCAUCCGGCACAGAAGCCCCUUGUUCAUAUCCUCACGUGACUGCCUCUGCUUGCCAGGACACAGGAAACCAUUUAUUACUGGGACGACAGAAAGACCCAAGGAAAGGGAAUUAUCGAAUCAAACCCAAGGCCUUAAAGAAUAUAUCAAAAGAAAGGCCAAAUUCUCUGGUUGACCUGAAAACUUACAAGGACACAAAGAUUUUAGUGGCUAAAUUUCUGGAACAUUCAAAUUGUCACCUCUCUCCGGAAGUGCAACAUGUUGUAAAUAGCAUUAAAUCUGUAAUCAAAUCAGAUGAAAGGCACAUGGAGGAAGCUAUUUUUAGUGCCAACGUUAUAGACCAGGUAAUAACAAACUCUCAUCAGAACGUCAGCAUAUCCAGAAAACGGCUGCAGGAAGAUCUUCACCUUCGGAGCUGUGGAGCUCUCAGUUCUCCAGUAGCAUUUCUACACAGGAUACAUCUAGCUCGAGAUCUAAAUCAGGACAGGCCACAUAGUCUAGUUGGUGUCUGCAGAGAAACCAUCCUUUGAUUACCGUCUUUUAACAGAUUGCAUGCAAAACCGAGGACUCUGAAAUUGAACUGUAUCACCUUGCACCAACUACAACAUGGCAUUUCCUAUCUGGACUUCGUCAUGCAUGGGACUAGAGACUCCAUCUUUGAAGAGGUCCCUGAAUGUAUUAGGUUCUGCAACAACAAUGCAAGCUAUAUUUCCACACACAAAGCCUUUUUGGAACAGAUGUCUGGAUGUUAAUCUAUUUUUAAUUUUGAAAAUAGAGAUAUGGAUAUUGCUGCCAUGUAGCUUCAUUUAAUGUUCGCAUCUUAACAGUUAUCACCUAUCAGAAAAAGGGACCCUUUUGUGACCCUGCAAGCUUGCACCAAUGAAAGCUAGCAUAACACACAAACAAAAUCUUCAGAAGAAAGUUAUUUUACAACCUCAGUGUUGUAUUACUUUACUUUAUGUACCUCCAAGUGGUUUCACAAAGUGUUUAAUAAAAAAUAAAUAAAAAGAUAAUCUGAAA
Pseudophryne corroboree (corroboree frog) is the source of this 3533-nucleotide messenger RNA. RefSeq names its product endosomal transmembrane epsin interactor 2 (gene ENTREP2). NCBI's taxonomy places the organism in Eukaryota, Metazoa, Chordata, Amphibia, Anura, Myobatrachidae. Gene Ontology annotation, cellular component: membrane. The transcript has 11 exons. The record is from RefSeq and is a predicted model, not a curated record. Bases 938 to 3043 code for a protein of 701 amino acids.